AUGGAUCGCUGCUACCGUGGAAGACGUAUGGUCCAAUUAUCACUUCAGCAAAACGAGUCUUUGGUGGGAGAGUCAAGUUCAGGGACUGCUUUGGACGAGAAAACUGGAGAACUUAGCAAUGUUGCUGGAGGGAUAUUGCCAUCUCCAAGUAGUACAGAUUCAAAUAAUUGUUCUUUAGAUUUUUCUAAAUCAGAGUUUGACUACGUUCCCAGUGAAGACAGUGACAUGACAUUUUGUGAAGAUAACAUGUCUGGUGGUGAAGAAUUAUUACUAUAUCCUGCUACCGGUUUGUUUACUACGGCACAAAAUGGUGGCGGUCGAGCAAAAAAACGUCGCAGCCGAGGCCAAGAUGAUCGAUCGCAAUGGAAAUGGCAGAAAAAUGCAGAAGCAAAACUAAAAGGAGAAGCAUACACAGGUUUCAAAAAAGGUGAAAGGGGAAAGUAUGUACAAAUAGCAUGUAAAUCAGCAAAAAGUGCUACUUUGUCUAAAUCUUCAAGCUUCGGCAACUUACUAUAA
Molecule: messenger RNA, 516 nt
Organism: Parnassius apollo (apollo)
Lineage: Eukaryota; Metazoa; Arthropoda; Insecta; Lepidoptera; Papilionidae
Source: the annotation of a GenBank genome assembly